AUGCGCCGAAUACCGCGCCCCUCGCGGGCAACUGAUCCCUCAAAUCUCCUAUCCACAUCGAUAAGGCAGACACUGUCGCCAUUGCCUUGUCGCUCCGCCGUGUCGCCCUGCACCCAUCUCCGCAAUGCAACCGCCACUUUCUCCACAACCGCACCUCAGUCGUUCCUCCUACCGGGCAAGCAAGACAAGAAGAAGCACCAGCAGUUCGUACGGAGAUGGCAGAAGCGUCUGCUCGGCGACUCGGAGCCCAUUGGCGCACACGUUGACCCAUACGACCCAACAUCACCCGUCCGAAUAGCACCCGAAGACCAGGGCGAAUAUGAAGAGGUGCUUGAGGAAGACCCCAACUUCCCCAAAUACCGACAAGCGAAGAGUAUAGCCGGCCUCCAGCGUGUCGGCGGCGACGAGUGGCUCAGGCAAAAAGUCGAAAAAGACAUAGCCAAGGAAUUCGAGAAACUGACACUACGCACUUAUACGCCGCUGACACUGGGCAUGGCCGAUGAAAUCGAAGAGCUCACCGGUACCCCAUACACUCUCAAGGAUGAGAACUUGAUGAUGGCGCAAACGAUGCACGAGAAGACGAACCGGCCGUAUACCCAGUACAACUUUGGCCUCCAUUCCAAAGCUUCCCGCGUUACCGACAUCCGCGCUCGCUUUACACAAGCUGUCGCCGAGAUCUAUGCUCUGAAGCAAGCCGGUCUCGAUAUGGACUUGUCCAAAUUCGCCAACCGAGGUGUGUACGACCGGCCACGCUGGGUCAAGGAUGUCAAGUUGGUCAAGACGGAAAGUGGCGAGCUUGCUCUUGCCUUGCCGGAGCACAAGAACCUGGAUGAUCUUCUGGCAACGAUGCAAAGAGCACCAUCUUGGGAGGCUGAACAAGCGGAACCAGAUGAACUCCUUGUUGAGGAGGUCAUUGAGGAGCUCGACGGUACUAGUCUCCCACAAGGACAAGUACCGACCAUGGAUCCCGAAACACCAGCACACAAGAAGGCGGCAGUAGUCAAGCAGGAUGCUGAGAAGCCGUUUGAUUUCAUGUCGAACCGGCCAGUACCCCGCGCAAAGCCAGUGGAGGAGCAAGUCAGUCAGCCAGUCGUUGAGGAAGUGGUGGUUCAAGAAACCCUCAACACCCCUCCUGUCCAUGCGGCCGAUUCUAAGCCCGUCAACGAAGUCGCUCCGGCAGCAGCGAGCGAGUCGCGACAUGCUAUCCUCGAGGAAAGAGCGCAGCGCUUGGCCGCCGACUUUGCAGCUCUGAAGAAGUCGGUUCAGCAAAGCAGGGGACAGUCUUCUGCCACCAAACCCGAAGACACCAAGUGGCGACAUAUCCCUGUCACUGACAUUGACGUCAAGUUCGCUCUCUUCAAACGGCUUUACCAAUUGACCGGCUUCCGCAUCUCAGACCCGCACCUAUCUUCAGCAAAAACCUUAGGCGAUCUAUACAGCUACCUCUUGGAGGCCGCCAAACCUCAACCGACCAGUCUUUACUCUGCUAUCCACGUAGAAGGUCAGAAGGCACGUGAACGAGCGAAACAGCAAGCCGCAUCGGAAGCCGCUACCAAGCGACGGGCCGAUCUGGGCGACUUGAUCAAUCUGGGCAAUGUCGAGCUACGCCGCGUCAAGGCUAACAAGACCGAGAAGCGCAGCAAGACCGGUCUAGACAAGGUGGUAAACUAUGCUCUGCGGGAGCGCGGUCUGGGUAGUGGGGUGCCUUCCAGGAUUCAAGAGAUAAGAGCGAAGAAAGCACGCAGUGUAAGGCAUGUGCGAACACAGCGUGAAUUCGUCAAUCCCUUAAGCAGUAAGGCUGCCAAAUUUCUGGAAACUAGGACGCAAUAG
This is a messenger RNA of Alternaria arborescens, 1830 nucleotides long. RefSeq lists its product as hypothetical. The record is from RefSeq and is a predicted model, not a curated record. The transcript is spliced from 2 exons. Lineage: Eukaryota; Fungi; Ascomycota; Dothideomycetes; Pleosporales; Pleosporaceae. Bases 1 to 1830 code for a protein of 609 amino acids. Gene Ontology annotation, cellular component: mitochondrion.